CUUUCCACUGAGCCACGCUGCUUCUCCUACAUACAAGAGCCCUCCGGAACGGGAAUCUGCACUCGGAAAGGUUUAAUGCUGACGGAUGAGGGCACUUCUCGUGGUUCUGCUGGUCACCACCCUGGCCGUGGGUCCAGGCGGGUCCCUGCAGUGUUACAAGUGCACGGGGCAGACCAAUAAUAAGAACUGCCAAACCGUGCAGCCCUGCAGGCAUGAGGAAAAGGUCUGCAAGACGGAGCUGACAACUGCCGCGGGCCUGGUCAGAUUCAUCACCAAAAGCUGUGUGGAGUCAUGCCAGGAGGAGACCAAUAACUACCACGUGGGCUUCAGGAACGUCACCUGCUGCCGCUCGGACCUGUGCAACGUGAACGGAGCCAGAGGGCUGAGCCCCAGCCCCGCCGCCAUUCUCUCCGCCAGCCUGCUGGGCCUCUUCGGUGCCCUGCUCCGGACUCCGCUGUGAGGGAGGUCCCCCUUCCCCUCCUCAUCCCCGAGCAAGGCCCUGCUGGCAGAGCCAGCCCGGUGGGCCCGGCCGGUUGGGGGCUCCCGGAGCCCGCGGCCUCCCCAGUAGCGACGGGCCAUCUCUGGGGACUGGGGGAGCGGGAGGGAGCCAGAGGUGCCCGAUGACGCAUCUGGAACCGAGCAUCCCUGACCCCAUGUUCCCUGGGUACCUCUGUAGCCCGGCUGCUGGGUACAUGUCCAACUCUUCUGCCCCACCACCCCCCGCUUCCGCCUGGAAGGAUGAGGCAUCGUGGUGGCGUUGGGGACCCCCGCCCAAUACCCAACUCGCCCCACUGUGGUCCCUCCCACACUCCAUCCCUCCCCCUUUUCUAGAAACAGGAUCCCCAUCAGGCUUUUGAACCUCCUGUCGCUGAUUGGAAGUCCUCGUGCCGGCUGGCUAUUAAAAUGGAGAAACUGGGUGGUC
Molecule: messenger RNA, 922 nt
Organism: Ornithorhynchus anatinus (platypus)
Lineage: Eukaryota; Metazoa; Chordata; Mammalia; Monotremata; Ornithorhynchidae
Gene: PSCA
Product: prostate stem cell antigen
Exons: 5
Coding region: 86-460 (124 amino acids)
Source: RefSeq, a predicted model, not a curated record